UUUAUCGUUACCGAAAUCGCAACUGUUUACGAAAAACUGAUCUGAAUACAUCUGGACGGGGUCUGGGUUCUGUGUGCGCACGGUCCGGAUUUUCCUCUAGAUUACCAACUUUCCUUUGUUUAUUUCAGAGGGAGACCAAAACUUUCUAGGAGGUGGUACAAGAAAUUAAAGGAGAGCACAAAGUGACUUUGGCGAUAUACAGUGGUGUUCCUGAUCCUGAUUGAUCGGUUCACUCUCGUCAUGACAGGUUCAAAAGAAUGAAAGAGCAUCUGUACCGCGCCAGAAUCACAGGGAAUAUUUACCGCCAUCAGCACAUGCCCGCCAUUCUUGGCCACAAAGGUUUCCUAGUGCAUCUACCACAGGCCGAGGAAGCAGAAUUGGUUGUAGGCCAGGAGACUAAGGAGCUACCAAAGCUCUUGCUUGAAACCAUGCCAGAAGGUUUGAUAUCGGAGGCCUUGCGUCAGAAGAUUUUGCAGGCAAUUGAAUUGACAAAUGUGCCUAAUCCUUCAAAUGCGUCUCUUGAAGCCCAAACGGCUAUGCUCCAAGAGGUUUCGCAAACUCCCAGUAGAGGAUAUAAAGCGGAGAAAAUUCAGCAUUAUGUACCUAAACUCAACCUGGAUCGGUGGAACAGUUACCCUCUUGUCCUAGGGAACAACAACUGCUACAACUAUGCAAAUGACAAAAUCACCAACAGCUUUGCACAGCCUGGUAGAGCCAGUGGUCAUCCAAUUGGUCAAGUCACUCCAGAAGAGUUGCUUCAGCCUUCCGAAAGCGAUGGUUUAGUGAAAUUGGAUGUUGGACCAGAUGAUCCUUGCCCCGAAGCACCUGAACAGCCUAACUGCUUAGUGGCACUCUUCGUUGACCCAGGUGUAGAUUUUCAUUGGUAUCGCUUGGAUGACAACGGACGCUGGUCCCAGAAGCCUGGCCCUGGUCCUGCUACAAAUAAGGAUGGGCAUGGAAACUUGAUAACUGAUCCAAGGAAGGCUGCCAAUUCUAAGCAUGGCCCCGAUUACAAGUUUGUUGCUUUUAUGAUGAUCUUUACAAACAUAAUGGAUGGUCGGAAAGGCCCACAUCCUGGCACUAAGUAGUUGAUCUUUUGUCCUGAAAGAACUAAACUGACAAAUGCCAAAUUUAAAGCUAGACCUAGAUCUUUUUUUUGCCUCAUAACCUAACUUGUCACGUGUUUAACUUUGGUAGACUUAGUACAUGGAUAUUUCGUUUUUGCCUUAUAUUACGUUAACUGUUACAAACACAAUAGAUGUUCCGAAAGGCCCACAUCCUAGUAGAUCUCUUGAGUACUGACAGAACUUUGACAAAGGCCGGAUUUUAAGCUAGAUCUUUCUAGUCUGAUAACCUAACUUGUUACGUGUUUAACUCGGUUAUAAAAAGGCUUAGGUCAAUGAAAAGGCUUAGGUCAUGAACACUUUCUGUUGCUUUCAAAUGAAACAAACAAGAAAUGCAUAUCAGAAUAGUAGGUUAUAAGAGUGUAACUGUGAGGAGAACUAAGCCAUCGUAAAAGGCAGAAAUCUUGUAAUGAGAAACGGUCAAAUAAACAUUACAUGGCUACU
Messenger RNA from Orbicella faveolata, 1568 nucleotides. RefSeq lists its product as uncharacterized. Lineage: Eukaryota; Metazoa; Cnidaria; Anthozoa; Scleractinia; Merulinidae. The record is from RefSeq and is a predicted model, not a curated record.